This is a messenger RNA of Caenorhabditis briggsae, 915 nucleotides long. RefSeq names its product Protein CBR-ELT-3 (gene Cbr-elt-3). Lineage: Eukaryota; Metazoa; Nematoda; Chromadorea; Rhabditida; Rhabditidae. The transcript is spliced from 8 exons. Gene Ontology annotation, biological process: positive regulation of transcription by RNA polymerase II; cell fate commitment; negative regulation of transcription by RNA polymerase II. Bases 1 to 915 code for a protein of 304 amino acids. The record is from RefSeq and is a predicted model, not a curated record. Gene Ontology annotation, molecular function: zinc ion binding; DNA-binding transcription factor activity, RNA polymerase II-specific; RNA polymerase II cis-regulatory region sequence-specific DNA binding.
AUGCAUAGGCCCCAUACUUGCACCGAUCCCUAUUUGUGUAUUCUUUGUUGCAUUUGCCGCCAUAACUCAAAAACCCGUUCGCCUCCUUCAAACGAGUACCAGUAUUAUCAACAGGAGGCCGUCCAGCCAUCUCAUCCAGCCCGUCUGCCUGGUAUCUCGAACUUCAUGAAGGACUCCCAAAUUUCCCUCAAACCGGCCACCUAUUACACUGCUGCUGGUAGUCCAACGAUGAAUGAAUACCGUGUGGAAAAAGUGGCUCCUGCACUGGUGGAGCAUCCAUAUAUUCAACUAGAACAGCCUACAUAUGCAGACUUCACAAAUGCACAGGUACUCAGCCAUCAGCAGGAAAUGCUACAGAUGAACUUCCCAACACCAUUAUCCACAAAUUAUAUGAACACAGCUCCAGUAACACAGUCACAACAAGUACCCUUCAAUAUAUUUGAAUUGAUAUCGGAUUCACGACUCGUGUCACCCAAUAAACAUCAUCAAAACUUCAACACGAACCUCUCCAACUUCACAAACUUUCCACAGUCGGAAACGCCGCUUCCCUUACUAAAUAACUCCCCACCACAUUCAUACUCUACAAUGCCCAAUUUUUCACCGCCCCCGCAAGACCCGCUUGUCAUCGAGCCGAAGCCAAUAAAAAAGAGAAUGGCAGCAGUCCAAUGUCACCAAAACUCAAUCUGCUCGAACUGCAAAACUCGUGAGACGACGUUAUGGCGACGAAAUGGCGAAGGUGGUGUCGAGUGCAACGCAUGCAACUUGUACUUCCGUAAGAACAACAGAAAACGCCCAUUGUCUCUGAGAAAAGACGGGAUUAUGAAGAGAAAUCGUCGGCCAAGAACUGAGUCUCCAGGAGCCACGAUGAGAGCUCAUCAGAGAGCCCUUGCACACCAACACGCAGCAGCCUGCUAA